UGGAAGCACGAAGGAGGGUCUGAGGAGGCCGCCUGCACGGCCCUCUGGCGCGGCCGUUGAGGACUCACCCCCCCGCCUCCGCGGGCGCGCGCGCGCUCGCAGUGCGCCCCCCGCAGUACACCCCGCCGUUCCCGCGCGCGCCAUCCCGGGUGGGACCUGCAGCCGCAGGGCCCAGCUCUUGCCUCCCAGCUCUGCCGCCCGCUGCCGGGCUUCGCUGGGCCGUGAGCGCCGUCCGACUGCCGGAACGAGCCUUUCCGGCGGAGGAGGCAGUGCGUUCAUUUGGGCGCGCCCCGGGAAGGAAGGUGCCUCCCAGCGCGCAUCGAGAGCGGGGCGGGGAGGGGCCGGGCUUUGCCUGCAGCCCGGGAGAGCAGCGUUGGGACCGCGGAAGGGCGCCUGCCCCCUCGGGGUCUGGGAUACCGGGACCCCUGGCUCCGUUGAAUGUCCGGGACGGAAGGGGCCUGGUCGACCCCGUCCGCCACCCUCCCCUCCCCCUCACUACAGACAGGGGAAAUGGACGCCUGGAGAGCGGAAAUCCAGUUAUCAGAGUUGACUCCAGAAGAGAGAACCUAACAGACCUAACAAUGGAAGAAAUUGAGGAAGUUAUCAAAAAGCUACCAUCCCCCAAAACACCAGUCCCAGAUGGUGUUUCAGCAUGGUCUGGUACGGCCACUCUUUGUCCCAGGGCAUCCUCCCAAAGUCAUUGCCAUCUGUGGUAUGACAGCAGGAACAUGAACUCUGGAGGCAGACUUCAUUUCAAGAUGCCAGCUCCACCAGUUACUAACUACCUUGGAUGAAGGUUAAAAAAAUCCUUCCCGAAGAAGAUCUUAAGCAACACGAUGGAUUCAGAAGCUCAUGAAAAGAGGCCACCAAUCCUAACAUCUUCAAAGCAAGAUAUAGCACCUCAUAUUGCAAAUGUUAGUGAAAUGAAGCAUUACUUGUGUGGCUGCUGUGCGGCUUUCAACAAUAUAGCCAUCACAUUUCCCAUUCAGAAGGUCCUCUUUCGGCAACAGCUGUAUGGAAUCAAAACCCGGGAUGCAGUACUUCAAUUGAGGAGGGAUGGGUUUCGAAAUUUGUAUCGCGGAAUCCUUCCCCCUUUAAUGCAGAAGACGACUACACUGGCACUUAUGUUUGGUCUGUAUGAGGAUUUAUCUUGCCUUCUCCGUAAGCAUGUCAGUACCCCAGAGUUUGCAACCUGUAGCCUGGCCGCAGUACUUGCAGGAACGACAGAAGCAAUUUUCACUCCAUUGGAAAGAGUUCAAACAUUGCUUCAAGACCACAAGCAUCAUGACAAAUUUACAAACACUUAUCAGGCUUUCAAAGCACUGAAAUGCCAUGGAAUUAGAGAGUAUUAUCGAGGCUUGGUGCCUGUUCUUUUCCGUAACGGAUUCAGCAAUGUCCUUUUUUUUAGCCUUCGAGGUCCCAUCAAGGAGUACCUGCCUACAGCAACAACCCACGGUGCUCAUUUGGUCAAUGAUUUUAUCUGCGGGGGCCUGUUGGGUGCCAUGUUGGGGAUCUUGUUUUUUCCAGUUAAUGUUGUAAAAACUCGCAUGCAAUCUCAGAUUGGUGGGGAAUUUCAGUCUUUCCCUAAGGUUUUCCAAAAAAUCUGGCUAGAACGGGACAGGAAACUGACAAAUCUUUUCAGAGGUGCCCAUCUGAAUUACCAUCGAUCCCUCAUCUCUUGGGGCAUAAUUAAUGCGACUUAUGAGUUCUUGUUAAAGAUUAUAUGAAAGAAAUCAGUUAAGUGCCAUUAAUCAACUGAAUAGACCUAAGAAGAAUGCAGUUUGGCCUUGUUUCUAAUUGGCCAAAUACAAGUUGGUGUCCUAAGUCCAGGGCACAGUGAAUUACGGGCAAAGCUGUUUUUCUUAAGCACCAACAAAUUCAGAAUAAAAGGUUUCAGUAGGAAAAUUUAAGGUUUGGGGGGGAUUUUGGGGGGGACAGUGUUAGUACUUUUUUUAAUCAUUAUCUGAGAACUUUAGGCUAAUUGCCUGGUUAAUAGCUGUCUAUCUGAUGGCUUUUGACAAGGAAACUAACAGCCAAGAUAUAUGAUACUUUUUUCCACAAAUCUUCUGUAUUGAAGCAUAAGUGGCCAUGACCAGCCAGAGGAAAGGCUCUUAGGGUCCCAUGAUUUCUCAGGCUUACUUCUAUUACUCCAUUUCUUCUCUGCUUUUAGGAGGAGUUACAAAGGGUAGUUUUUGUUAACUUAAAACAUAUACAUGGUAGGAAAAAGGAGCAGAAGAGAGAAGAAAAACAGCUUAUUAUGUGUAGGUUUUUCAUGAUAAAUUGUUUGUAUUCGUUUUGAAACUAAGCACCUGUUGGGAUGGUCAUUAUCCAAAUUAUUUCUCUUUCGACGUGGUAGACUAAAGCAACUAAUGACAUCUCCCAUUUUGCUUUCUAGGGUAGAAAGUUUUCUCUGUAUUUCUCAAUAUGACCUUAAAGCUUCCCAAAAUAUUUUUAUAUUAAUUUCACUAUUUCGUUGCCAGAAAACGUGGAGGCUUAAAUUUUGUUAAAGGUGUUUCAUCCCAUUAAGAAGGUUCAUAUUACAGGUAUCCCCCACUUCUCCAGAGUUUCCUUUAUGCCACUUCGCUUUUACAAAAGACCUACAUUAGUACCUGUUUUCACUAACCAAAAGAAAUACGGAGAUGAUUUUUGCUUUUACAAGAAAAGGUGAUUGCUUCCUCAUUCUAUGCCAUUUCGGCUUACAAAAAGUUCCGCAGGAAUGCGGGGGAAACCUGUAAUUGCAUUACAGAUCCAAUUCUGUUUAGCUCAGCUUCUUUGAAUUGUUGUUGCCAAUUUAGUGAAGAGCUUUGGAGUUUUGGUAGUUUUUCCUUUGAGUAGUAGUUUGUCAUAGUCAAGUAUCCUGUUCUCUUGAAACUCCCUUUAAAAAAACAACAAAAUGCUUCCAUAAAAUUUUAUUUUGGAAGUCUAUUAAUAGGACCUCAGAUUUUUUUUCUGGUUUCUAAGUGUUCUGGGGAAGGGGAAAAAAACUCAGUACUUUUUCCCAGAUAAAUAAGGCAAAGUGACUCAUACACCAAUUGAAUAACUAAUAAAACAUACGAGACAUCCUAGAAAAGUGGUUUAUCGAUCUUUUAAAAAUCCACAUCUGUAAGUAUUAUGUCGUUAAGAUUACCUUCCAGCAUCUGACACGGAGCAGAGCACAUGGGUUUUAUUACCAGUCUUUCAUCGUUCUGGGUAAUUGCAUGUUACUCUGUGCACAUGCUGACCAAAAUAAAGUCAGGGUCUCAAUUGGUAGUUUACUCAGUUUCUGGACAGAUAGUCCAAAAACGAUGUUUACCUCUCAAUGCAGGGUGGCUGGUCAAGUGACAGGAACAUCUUCCUUCCAGCUGUGAAGCAUUCGGAGGCAUUGUCACGCGUUUGCCAGGCAGUAGUGAAGCUCACUAGCUUUACAAAGGCUCUGUCUGACAGCGUUGUGCUGGAAAUGGCCAUUAAUUUUAGAAACCAAGGUGCAGGUGUAAGGAUUUGAGAAAACAAGGAUUUGACACCAAAUAAAUGAGAGUAGCAUCCUUUGGCCUAUGGAAUAGAGUCAGGAUUUCAAGUGGGUUGAGUUUCAGGAAUGAGUGGCAAAGGCACUGGUGUCUGAUCCCCUCGCUCCUGUGUAUGUGUGUCCAGCACUCCUGGGCAUAUAUGAGUGCUCAGCAUGUGGCCGGUGCGUUAGCCUGGGGUCACACCCUGACCCUGGGAGUAGACUCCACUGGCCUUCAGUUCCACGGGGCUUCCUUUUGCCUCUACACUCCACGUAGGUGAUAGAAAUCUAAAUUCUAAAGCACUUUUGUGAAAUACAAGUGAAGUGAGAAUUUGAAGGAGGGUGCUUCCUCUUCUGCUGUCUCAAACAUGUGGCAUUUAAAAACAAAUAUUUUUUUAAUGGUUUUAACUCAUUAUAUUUUUUGAUUUCUUUGUCACUUUUUACAGCUUUUGAAGACCAAACUGCAAAUACGUUACCAGGGUUGGUUUUAUGUUGUCCUAUAUUUUCUUAAAUUUGACAAAAAACUCAGCAGAAUUUGUGGUAGCCAACAGCUUUGUCUGAAAUUUAAAAGAAGUCAAAAUGUGUUAUUAGUAAGGAAGAGAUUCUAACUAUUGUUUUUGCCUUCAGUGUGAACUAGUAUGGUAAUAAUUUGGAAAAAGCAAACAUGAGUGAAUAACUUUUAUCUGCACAGCUUUAAAAGUGGCCUUUCUGUGGCACAGACAGCUCAUGAGCGCAGGGCACUCCUGGUCUUGCCUCCUAUACUUCAUUCUGAUGCCACCAGAAAUAUGUUCUGGAUUCUAUACGUAACACCCUUAGAGUGGUAUGAGCCCUCAGGACUGUACUACAGAGUAAACUCAACCUCUGUAUGGUGGCAAAUGUAUGUGUCUUUGUUUCAUUUGUGGUUGGAGACAAAGUUGAUGCUUUAGUCUCAAUAGUCAAUAUUCAUCUUACUUUAUGGUUGGUUAUAUAAUCACCUGCUAUAUAUUACGAACUGUGCAAUGAGACAGAAUUGUGCAUAUAUAGUCAUCUUUGGAGACCUGCAAUUCCUUGGCUUGAUUACAGUGGUGAUACUCAGUUACAGGGCUGUACAAACCUUAAUAAGAGGAUAACGGGUGGUACUGGAGGGCUUCACGGUAAGCCGAUCAUGUUGACCAACACUGUUCAGUGUAGAUGAAGUACUGUCGUGUGAGGGGCAUGCAGUCAAGAUGGAAGCGAGGUGGGAGAUCACAUUUAAAGAAAGGGUAAGCACUCAGCCUUGGUUUCUUUUAAAAUAGUCUGUUUUCUCACGUGCUUAUAAAUGUGUAUCAAAGACUUGAAUAGGCAUUCUCCUUAACUCUGAGGAUUUUUCGUUUUUAAUGCUGUCUUUUUGCCUAAUAGUGAAUAUUUGCUUGCCUAAAUGGCUCCUAAAUUGUGGAGGAGUCUACAUGUUUCCUUUUUUAAAGUUUCAUUAUUAAAAGUGGUUGUUUUUGUUUGAUAUUUUGAGUUUUGUGACUAUAUGAGUUUAAAUGAAAUCUGUUAAAUGUUUCAGAGUUAACGUGUUUCUUUUGGUAUUUCUGAUGGGAAUAAAUUUUUUUUUAAGUCCA
Molecule: messenger RNA, 5064 nt
Organism: Aethalodelphis obliquidens (Pacific white-sided dolphin)
Lineage: Eukaryota; Metazoa; Chordata; Mammalia; Artiodactyla; Delphinidae
Gene: SLC25A51
Product: solute carrier family 25 member 51
Exons: 4
Coding region: 837-1727 (296 amino acids)
Biological process (GO): mitochondrial NAD transmembrane transport
Cellular component (GO): mitochondrion
Molecular function (GO): NAD transmembrane transporter activity
Source: RefSeq, a predicted model, not a curated record